AUGGCGGCCUCCAUGUGCGACAUGUUCUCCUUCUGCGUGGGCGCGGCGGGCCCGGCCCGGGGGCCCGUGGAGGUCCGCUUCGUGAGCAGCGCCAAGGGGAAGGGGCUCUUUGCUACAAGACCAGUCCAAAAAGGGGAGACCAUCUUUGUGGAGAGGCCUCUGGUGGCCUCCCAGUUCCUCUGGAAUGCACUUUAUCGCUACCGAGCCUGUGACCACUGUCUCCGGGCCUUGGAGACCGCAGAGGAGAAUGCCCAGAGGUUGUCGGGGAGGGCCUGUGGUGCCCUGCCUCAUCCUGAGCAGUGCAGCAUUCGGAAAGAUCUCCACCAGCUGUGUCCUCACUGUCAGGUGGCAUAUUGUAGCGCAGAGUGCCGCCAGGCAGCCUUGGAGCAGUACCACCGAGCCCUGUGCCUGGGGCCUUCUCAGAAUGACCCCGAGCAUCCUCUCAACAAGCUUCAGGAGGCCUGGAGGAGCGUCCACUACCCUCCUGAGACUGCCAGCAUCAUGCUGAUGGCCCGGAUGGUGGCGACUGUGAAGCAGGCGAAGGAUAAGGAAUGCUGGAUCAAACUCUUCUCCCAGUUCUGUAAUAAAACGGCCAACGAGGAGGAAGAGAUCGUCCACAAACUCCUGGGAGACAAGUUUCAGGGCCAGCUGGAGCUUCUGAGACGGCUCUUCACCGAGGCUCUGUAUGAAGAACAGCUCAGUCGGUGGUUUACGCCAGAUGGAUUCCGGUCUCUCUUUGCUCUUGUUGGGACAAACGGUCAAGGAAUUGGGACCAGUUCCCUGAGUCAGUGGGUCCAUGGUUGUGACGCCCUCGACUUGAAGCCCCAGGAGCGUGAGCAGCUGGAUGCGUUCAUCGAUCAGCUGUACAAGGACAUCGAGAGAGUGAGUGGCGAAUUCCUCAACUGUGAAGGGUCCGGGCUCUUCGUGCUCCAGAGCUGCUGCAACCACAGCUGUGUCCCCAACGCAGAGACCUCCUUCCCAGAAAACAACUUCCUUCUCCAUGUCACGGCCCUCGAGGACAUCAAGCCUGGAGAGGAAAUCUGUAUCAGUUACCUGGACUGCUGCCAGCGUGAGCGGAGCCGACACAGCCGGCACAAGGUUCUCAGGGAGAACUACCUGUUUGUUUGCUCCUGCCCCAAAUGCCUGGCCGAGGCUGAGGAUCCCAGUGUGACCUCUGAGGAAGAAGAGGAGGAAGAGGAGGAGGAGGGUGAGCCAGAGGACGCCGAGCUGGAGGACGAGAUGACUGAUGUUUGAUGUCCCGACCCUGACCCUCACCCUGACCUCGUCAUGCAGGAAAGGGGUCUUUGGGAGCUGCCCCCUGACCUCAUUCCCCAUCCUGAGAGGAGCAUCUGACCUCCCUGCUUCCCAAUCUGGCUGCCCAGGGCGUGGGGCGUCGUGAGCCUGGUGUGGAAAACUGGGGCCCUUGGACCUGUGGAGGGGCAGCCCGGGUCGGGGCGGGGGGCAGGCCUCACUCCCCCUUCCUGGCUCUCUAGUGAGCCCCACCCACUGUGAGAGUAUUCCAGUGGGGCACCAAGAUUGGCUGCAGUUUUUUGAAACUCCUGCCUACCCCAGCCUGUUAAUUGAUUUAUUUAUUUUGGGAACAAAGUUUCAAAGCUGAGUUACUGGGCACUGUCAAUGUGGGGCCUCCACUGAGGAAGCAUCAUUCGGCCUCCCCUCUCUUCCAGGGGCUCUCCCCAGCCUUGGCUGGUCACUUUUAGUUGGUUCAGGAAGCCGCUGGCCCCUUUGGGGGAUGGCUGCAGGCCCAUUCUGCCUAGCAGGGCCUUCUUCCUCUAGGCCCUGUCUGGUUUUGCCUCCCUCCCUGUCUAGGGGCUCCUCAGCCCCACAGUCAGGCCUAGACGCUCCUUCCCCAAGCCCUCAGAAUCUCAUCUUGUGCCUUUUCUUCCCUGCCUGGGCAGGGGUGGUGGUUGGAGCCUGCUGGGCCUGGGGGAGAUGUGAGCCUUUCCCUGGAAUGGUCGGAACUGGCAGCUGGGGGGCUUGGGGCUCUCACAGGGGGUGGAGCGUUUGCUCUUUGCCUGGGAUCAUUUAGGGGGAGAAGUGGGUCUCCUGUUGGGGAGGGGUGGAGCCCCUGUUUGCCUGCCUCCCACCCUUCCUAUUUGAAGGCCAUACGUACUGAUAACCUCUGCUGCAGGCCUCCAAUCCCGGGUUUCGGGGAGCUGGUUUUCUUGCAAUGCCAUUCCUUCUUUCCUCCUCUCCUUCCCACCUCUGGUGCUGUGCAGGCUUGUUAAUAGUGAGGACCUAGGGAACCGAGCAGUCUUCCUGGGGCAGAGGAGGGCUGUGGUGGCCAGCCAAGGGCUAGGGUGGUUCCAUCUGGGGGCUCGCCAUCUGCUGACCUGCCUUUCUCCUCCCCCAGUAUAAAGCAUCUGACCCUCUCCAGGGGUAUAAUCGGUGCCUACCCCUCCACUGGGCCUGGGGGGCUGUUCAUUGGUCUGGACCAUCUGGCCCAGCCCCAUCACGUAGAGGUCGGCAGGCAGUCCCAGGUGUGAAUCACUCCAUGCUGUGCUGUGUGACAGGAUGCGCUGCGCUCUCUCCCCCCUCUCUGUGUCCCCUGCCCCCCCCCAGGAGGGAAUGUGUCACAUGUCUUCCAUUUCCCUUUCCCUGUUCUGUCUGGUGCUCGCUCCAUGCUGACCAUCAUCCCACCCAGCCGUUCAGUGUUCUCAAUAAACCGUGACCCUCUGUACGGA
Messenger RNA from Vombatus ursinus (common wombat), 2702 nucleotides. It is a transcript of the gene SMYD5, whose product is annotated as SMYD family member 5. Lineage: Eukaryota; Metazoa; Chordata; Mammalia; Diprotodontia; Vombatidae. Gene Ontology annotation, molecular function: histone H4K20 methyltransferase activity; protein binding. The record is from RefSeq and is a predicted model, not a curated record. Bases 1 to 1254 code for a protein of 417 amino acids. The transcript has 13 exons.